AUGCGUCAAUCAAUCGUCACUUCCUUCCUUCUCCCGUGUAUCUUUCUCGCCUGCCCUUCAGCGAGCUCUUCGACCUCACAAGCCCCGUGGGGACAAUGUGGCGGUAUCAAUUGGACCGGUAGUACGACUUGUGUAUCAGGCUGGACCUGCAUCGAGCAGAACCCUUAUUAUUCCCAGUGCCUGCAAGCCAGCAACACCCCAUCUCCUCCUCAACCGGCAACUUCUUCACCACCAGUCGUUCAACCAGUCUCGCCUAGCCCGUCGCCGUCCAGCAGCCCAACAAGUGCUAGCAAGCCAACAACUUCCACCAGCCCGGCCUCCAGCGGUGGAGGCCUGACUUACAAGGCAUCGUUCACUCACUACGGUUCCGGCGACAGCUUUGGCUCGCCCAACUGCAAUACCAAUACGGCCGCCUGCUUCUUCUAUACCUCUCCCGGCUUCAGCGCAGCCGUGUCUCAAAACCUCUACGGCGCUGGACCUGGCCAGGGUCAAGGUCCUGCUUGUGGCACAUGCUGGAAGCUAGUCGGGGAGACGGACUCGUCCGGCAACACCCUCAGCAAUGUCGGAACGACCAUCGUGGUCAUGGUCAACAACCUCUGCCCGGCCGCCGGCAACCCGCUGUGCGCCCAGAACGGUCUAUCAGGCACCAAUCAGUACGGGGCCAACGUCAACUUUGAUCUCUGCAGUGACAGCGGUGCCUCCGAGGCGUUUUUUGGGAAUAGCGGCGUAGGUCUUGCCGUUGGCACGGCCACGCAGGUUGAUUGUUCAGAGUGGUCUGGAACCGUCGUGCAUUAG
Molecule: messenger RNA, 795 nt
Organism: Cladophialophora psammophila CBS 110553
Lineage: Eukaryota; Fungi; Ascomycota; Eurotiomycetes; Chaetothyriales; Herpotrichiellaceae
Exons: 2
Coding region: 1-795 (264 amino acids)
Biological process (GO): carbohydrate metabolic process
Cellular component (GO): extracellular region
Molecular function (GO): cellulose binding
Source: RefSeq, a predicted model, not a curated record